GGCGGAGCGGGAGGAGGCAAAGGCGGAGGAGGCAGUCGCUGCGCGCGGGGCCGAGCCGGACGCAUCUUGGUGCCCCCUCCCCCGGUUCGCCGCUGCCCGGCCUGAGCCGAUCCGAGCUGAGCGUGAGCGUGGUGCGGACGGAGGGGAUGGCCCGGGAGCGCCGGCGCCAGUGACGGGGAGGUGCUGAGCGUCGCCGAGGGCGCGCCGGGCCCUGCGCCGCCCGCCGCCUGCGCGCCCGCCCGCCGCCCGGUCCGCGGCCGCUCCCCGUCCCCGACACACGCUCACAGGCCGGGCAUUGAUGGUAAUGUAUGCGAGGAAACAGCAGAGACUCAGUGAUGGCUGUCACGACCGGCGGGGGGACGCGCAGCCUUACCAGGCACUUAAGUAUUCAUCGAAGAGUCACCCCAGUAGCGGUGAUCACAGACAUGAAAAAAUGCGAGACGCCGCAGAUCCUUCACCACCAAAUAAAAUGUUGCGGAGAUCUGAUAGUCCUGAAAACAAAUAUAGUGACAGCACAGGUCACAGUAAGGCCAAAAAUGUGCAUAUUCACAGAGUUAGAGAGAGGGAUGGUGGGACCAGUUACUCUCCCCAAGAAAAUUCACACAACCACAGUGCUCUUCAUAGUUCAAAUUCACAUUCUUCUAAUCCAAGCAGUAAUCCAAGCAAAACUUCAGAUGCACCUUAUGAUUCUGCCGAUGACUGGUCUGAGCAUAUUAGCUCCUCUGGGAAAAAAUACUACUACAAUUGUCGAACAGAAGUUUCACAGUGGGAGAAACCAAAGGAGUGGCUUGAAAGAGAACAGAGACAAAAGGAAGCAAACAAGAUGGCAGUUAAUAGCUUCCCAAAAGAUAGGGAUUACAGAAGAGAGGUGAUGCAAGCAACAGCCACUAGUGGGUUUGCCGGUGGAAUGGAAGACAAGCAUUCCAGUGAUGCCAGUAGUUUGCUCCCACAGAAUAUUUUGUCUCAGACAAGCAGACACAAUGACAGAGACUACAGACUGCCAAGAGCAGAGACUCACAGUAGUUCUACGCCAGUACAGCACCCCAUCAAACCAGUGGUUCAUCCAACUGCUGCCCCAAGCACUGUUCCUUCUAGUCCAUUUACGCUACAGUCCGAUCACCAGCCAAAGAAAUCAUUUGAUGCUAAUGGAGCAUCCACUUUAUCAAAACUGCCUACACCCACAUCUUCUGUCCCUGCACAGAAAGCAGAGAGAAAAGCUUUAUUAUCUCCUUUUUAUUUAGAAUCUACAUCAGGAGACAAAUCGGUGUCACACUCUUGCACAACUCCUUCCACGUCUUCUGCCUCUGGACUGAACCCCACGCCUGCCCCUCCAGCCUCUGCUUCAGCAAUGCCUGUCUCUCCUGUCCCACAGUCACCAAUACCUCCAUUACUGCAGGACCCAAAUCUGCUCAGACAGUUGCUUCCUGCUUUGCAAGCCACGCUGCAACUCAAUAAUUCUAAUGUGGACAUAUCCAAGAUAAAUGAAGUUCUUACAGCAGCUGUGACCCAAGCCUCAUUGCAGUCUAUCAUUCAUAAGUUUCUCACUGCUGGACCAUCUGCUUUCAACAUGACUUCUCUGAUCUCUCAAGCUGCUCAGCUCUCUACACAAGCCCAGCCGUCUAAUCAGUCUCCGAUGUCUUUGACGUCUGACGCGUCAUCCCCGAGAUCCUAUGUGUCUCCGAGAAUAAGCACACCUCAGACGAACGCAGUCCCUGUCAAGCCUUUGGCUAGUACUCCUCCUGUUUCAUCACAGCCCAAGGUUAGUACUCCGGUAGUUAAGCAAGGACCAGUUUCCCAAUCAGCCACGCAGCAGCCUGCGCCUGCUGACAAGCAGCAGGGCCAUGAACCUGCCUCUCCUCGAAGUCUUCAGCGCUCACAUAGCCAGAGAAGUCCGUCACCUGGUCCAAAUCAUACUUCUAGUAGUAACGCAUCAAAUGCAACAGCUGUACCACAGAAUUCAUCUGCCCGUCCUGCGUGUUCAUUAACACCUACGCUAGCAGCACACUUCAAUGAAAGUCUCAUCAAACAUGUUCAAGGCUGGCCUGCAGAUCAUGCUGAGAAGCAGGCAUCGAGAUUGCGAGAGGAAGCCCAUAACAUGGGAAGCGUUCAUAUGUCGGAAAUCUGUACUGAAUUAAAAAAUUUAAGAUCUUUAGUCCGAGUAUGUGAAAUUCAAGCAACUUUGCGAGAGCAAAGGAUACUAUUUUUGAGACAACAAAUUAAGGAACUCGAAAAGCUAAAAAAUCAGAAUUCCUUCAUGGUGUGAAGAUGUGAAUAAUUGCACAUGGUGUUGAGAACAGAACUGUAAAUCUGUUGCCCAGUCUUAACAUUUUUGAGCUGCAUUUAAGUAGACUUUGGACCGUUAAGCUGGGCAAAGGAGAUGACAAGGGGUGGGGGUCUGUGAGAUUCAAUUCAGGGGAAAGAUACAAGAUGGAUUUGUAAAACCCUUGAAAUGUAGAUUUCUUGUAGAUGUAUUCUUCACGUUGUAAAUAUGUUUUGUAGAGUGAAGCCAUGGGAAGCCAUGUGUAACAGAGCUUAGACAUCCAAAACUAAUCAGUGCUGAGGUGGCUGAAUACCUAGCCUUUUACAUGUAAACCUGUCUGCAAAAUUAGCUUUUUUAAAGAAAAAUUUGGGGGGUUAAUUUAUCAUUCAGAAAUCUUGCAUUUUCAAAAGAUUCAGUGCAAGCGCCAGGCGAUCUGUGUCUGAGGAUACAAUUUUGAACCAUAUGGGCAGAGUACAAAAUACUAUGAAGCAGCGGUUUCCACACUUGCCCCUGAUCAAGAGCAGUGCUUCGCCGUUUGUUUUGCAGAGAAAUGUUUUCAUUUCCCGUGUGCUCCAUCUCCCUCUGGAAUCCUUCACCUGAUUUUAUCCACUUUUUAAGGCUCCUCUUCCUCUCCUUUCUUAAGGCACUGUUGCCAUGGCACUUUUCUGUACCCUUUGCAUUCCUGUGUACAGUAGCGUAAAACUGCAGUGAUUGAGCAUAACCCACUUGUUUGUGUAAAUUAUUAAAUCCAUUUGCACCCUGUAAGAAUGGACUUAAAAGUACUGCUGGGCAUGUGUGCUGAAAGUACAUUGAUGGCUCAAAUAUAAGGAAAUGGCCCAAUGAACAUGGUCGUGGGGGAAGAGGAAACAGCUAGUCAGAUGUGAAUUGUAUCUGUUAUAAUAAACAUGUUAAAACAAACACAAAUUGUUAUUUUUCUUUACCUUCGGUCAAUGCAUAUUAGAAUUUGAACUACCUGGGGAUUCUUUGUCAGAACUAUUCUUGUUGAACAUUUAUACUUAAUUGAAGUAAUUCCUUAAGGGAGGUUUUGUUUAAAGCGAUUAACAGGAAAUUGUGUAUAAGAAUAUUUAAUGAAACAUGAAAUUCAACAAGAAUGAUGAAGUCACUUCCCAAGUGGUUGUCAUUUGUUAACCCCUGGUUUACCUGUCUUGCUGUUGAUGCCGUUUCAUUUGGAGGGUGUCUGUGCUGUAGCUCACUGUUCCGGUCUGGUGCUGACUGCUGUUCUCAGCAUCACAACACGCUACAUUUGUGUAAUCAGAGCUUCCUGCUGUUACCUGGGAAUGGCGGGAAGGCUCAGCUUUGUAUAUUGUUUCCUAAAGUAUAUUAAAAUAAAAAAAGAAACUAUUGCUACUAUAAAA
Lagenorhynchus albirostris (white-beaked dolphin) is the source of this 3636-nucleotide messenger RNA. RefSeq names its product WW domain containing adaptor with coiled-coil (gene WAC). Lineage: Eukaryota; Metazoa; Chordata; Mammalia; Artiodactyla; Delphinidae. The coding region runs from base 299 to 2263 and encodes 654 amino acids. Gene Ontology annotation, molecular function: chromatin binding; RNA polymerase II complex binding. Gene Ontology annotation, cellular component: nucleus. The transcript has 14 exons. Gene Ontology annotation, biological process: regulation of autophagy; positive regulation of TORC1 signaling. The record is from RefSeq and is a predicted model, not a curated record.